CGUCAAUAUCGAUGGUAGAGAUGGAAAGUCAGACAGUCUUUUACAGCAUCAAAAGUCUACUACUGCUUUGCAUGUACGCAGCGUAACACGUGUCAAGAAAGCCAAUUGAUUGUAUCGAGUCUAACCUAGUGAAAGCUGUUUGCUUGUCCACGUGACAGAUACAAAUACUGGUGAUCAAAAUUGCAACUCCAAUAGAUGAUAAGCACUGAGCUGUUUAAUUGUGACCAACAGAAAGCUGCGAGACACAUUAGCAAUGCAACUCAUUUCACAUACAAAUUCUCAACCAAAGUAGCACAACAGCAGCAGAGGACGGUGUCUCACAUCAUGCAAGCUUUCAUAGCCACUUUUGACGACCAAGGGGUUGAACGCCUAGUAAAAUUUGCUGGAAUCCUUCCUAUGAUGACGAUCCCAGCGCCAUUUUCACCGUUUGGUGGGGCAAAGUGCCAAAAAAAUGCCAAGAAACCUUUCUUCGAAGAACCUUUGGUUUGUAGAGUCUACGUUGACAAAGAUGAAAACUGAAUCUACGACGUGAACCCAGGUAUUAACUACUUUACAUAGCUUAAGGUAUAGAGCAAGAAAAAAUUGACUUGUUGCAACUAGCUACAGCAUAAAACCUCAUGUAUACGUUUAUCAUUUGUAAUUCUUACUGGAUUGCGUAAGGUUAGCAGCCCCCAAUCUUACUGACCUCCUAUUGUUUAGGUGUUAUGAUACUUGUUUCAGAUCACAGCACUUCAGAAUUUGAUCACUAGUACCUAAGAGGUCAUUCCAUGUCCGGAUGACAUUAGUUUAAAGUGUACGUACACCUUGACAUGGUACAAUCUAUUGUAAAGCUAAAGCAAAAUGGCUCAUCCCGCUGCGCCCAGCGACACUGAACCGAAGAAGAUAUCGCCACAAUCAGCAACAGCUACAGUAACUAUGGAAGGUUUUGAGCAGAUACAGUUUGUUCCAAGAAUGAUGGUUUGCAUAUAGAGCAACGCCAAAUAUCGCACAUCGUGCGGAGCGCGAAUCCCUAUUCGCAAGAAAUGUUUACGAUGCGGAAAGUUAGGGUGCUGUGGUCACGACAGAGCGGUGGAUCUCGGUUAUGCUUAUUGGCCUCUCAUAAAUUGAGCAGCACCAUAAUUUUGAGGGGUAUAAAAAUUGAGCUCCUCGUAUAUACAGUGAAAGACUCCUUGCGGAUGCUGUUCAUUUCUAGUUUACGCAGAGCA
Molecule: messenger RNA, 1205 nt
Organism: Plasmopara halstedii
Lineage: Eukaryota; Oomycota; Peronosporomycetes; Peronosporales; Peronosporaceae
Exons: 1
Coding region: 196-519 (107 amino acids)
Source: RefSeq, a predicted model, not a curated record